Trametes versicolor FP-101664 SS1 is the source of this 888-nucleotide messenger RNA. RefSeq lists its product as uncharacterized. The transcript has 11 exons. Bases 1 to 888 code for a protein of 295 amino acids. NCBI's taxonomy places the organism in Eukaryota, Fungi, Basidiomycota, Agaricomycetes, Polyporales, Polyporaceae. The record is from RefSeq and is a predicted model, not a curated record.
AUGAACCGUAACACUCUCUCGAACUUGUCGCGCGCCGACGUGCAAACCCUCGCAAAGCGAGACGGUCUGAGAGCAGUCGGGACGACCUCUGACAUUAUUGACCGUUUGGUGCAGCGCCACGAGCCGCGCCCGGUCCCGUACAUGGACUCGAUUUCGCUCGCGACAGAUCAGGAGACAAUAUCGCGAAAGAUGCUCCGUCGCCAGGGGCUCGUGCCCGUGGCAAGCGCGUCUGCCCCUCGGGUUAGCGAGCUACUCAGGGUCCCUGAGGAUACCUUUGAGGCCUUUGUCAGCCCGCUGAAGCUCCCCAUGAGCGAUCAUGCCAGGACUUUGGCUGAGCGAUUCUGCGACCAGGUCCGAUCCCUGUUCGACGAGAGAGACACGGUCAGCGAAGCUGUCCGGCGUCUCUCCCACGACGCUACGGAGGUCUGGUACGAGCUCCAAACAUCUAAGGAGGAUAGAUGUGCAAUGAUCAUUGAGAUGGAGGCUUACCACGCUGCCCUCUACGGGCAAUUCGAGACCCAAGCGGGACUUGUCUCAGAUCUAGGACACCUCAAGAACGAGGUUAAGGCCCGCCAGACUUUGAGGACCGAAGACCACGCUACGGAGCGUCCUCUACUAUGUGCACUGUGCUUUACGUGCGCGACACGUCGUAAUCCGAUUCGGCAACGCUCCCGUCCUACUGCGAUCAAACGCAUGCACCCUGUGCGACUCGGAGAGGCCUAUCGCAAACUACGCGCGUACGCUAGGCAGCAGCUCGGGACCCGGAUCGCCGUCGCGGACACGCCAAGACGACGUCUGCCGCGCUGGGAGUUGUAUCAAAUCUGCCUUGUGCGAUGCAAGACGAACGUGUACACAAGUGCACACGACGACGGGUCAAGCCUAUCGUAG